AAAAAAGAAGUUCACGGUUUUUAACAAAAGCGGAUUGAAGUUUAUAUGCAGUGGCUUCGUGUUGAAAACUGUUUGCAAAUAUGGCCUCGUGGAAGCCAUGGAAUUUUUAAAGAUUGUUAACAGCGUUUGAUCAGAAGCAGGAAAAGAAAGAUGGGUCCAAAGAAAAAAAAAACUGGUAAAAAAAUAGGGACAAAAGAGAAAACACCUAUUGCUGAUGGAAUGGAUACUACUGAAAUGAGUAAAGAGCAGCUUGAAGACUAUGUUGCUAAACUUCGUGAAGAACUUGACAGGGAGCGUGAAGAAAGAAACUAUUUUCAGUUAGAGCGUGAUAAAGUGAAUACGUUCUGGGAGAUAACAAAACGUCAACUUGAAGAAAGAAAAAUUGAUCUAAGAAACAAAGAAAGAGAACUUGAAGAAACAGAAGAAAGGCACCAAGUAGAAAUUAAAGUUUAUAAACAAAAAGUGAAACAUUUACUGUAUGAACAUCAAAAUAAUAUAACGGAAGUAAAAGCAGAAGGGGUGGUUGCAUUAAAGUUGGCUCAAGAGGAGCACAAAACUGAUGAGCAAAAGCUUCGUGUUGAAAAACGAAAUCUUAAGGUUAAUCUUAAAGAGCAAGAACUUUCAAACGAAGAUGUUGUAAAGACACUUUUAAGAGCUAAAGAUAAAGAUGUAACAGUAUUAAGAAAUGACUAUGAAAGAAAAGCUAAAGAAAUUGAAUUGAAGUAUGAAAAAAAGAUGAUUUCACUUAGAGAUGAUCUAGAAUUGCGUCGAAAAACUGAGUUGCAUGAAGUUGAAGAACGUAAAAAUACACAAAUAAAUACACUAAUGAAAAAUCAUGAAAAAGCAUUUAGCGACAUUAAAAAUUAUUACAACGAUAUAACACUAAAUAAUCUUGCUCUCAUCAAUUCACUCAAGGAACAAGUUGAGGAUAUGCGAAGAAAAGAAGAAAGAUCAGAAAAACAUUUAAAUGAGGUUAUUGCAGAGAAUCGUUCUCUCAUUGAACCUUUGCAAAAAGCUAAAGCUGAUGUUUCAGAAUUAAAUAAACAGUUAUCCAAUUAUGAAAAAGAUAAAGCUACUUUAAUGUGUACAAAAGCACGUCUUCGAGUCAGAGAAGCAGAACUUAAGAAAUUACAAUGGGAGCAUGAAGUAUUGACACAGCGAUUUGAAAAAAUUCAAGAAGAGCGAGAUGAGCUUUACACCAAAUUUGUUAAAGCUAUUCAUGAUGUUCAGCAAAAAGGAAAUUUCAAAAACUUGUUAUUGGAGAAGAAGUUGUCAGCAUUGUCUGAUAAUUUGGAAAAAAAGGAGGCGCAGUUAAAUGAAGUGCUAUCAGCUUCAAAUUUGGAUCCAACUGCUCUCUCCAUUGUCACACGAAAACUAGAGGAUGUACUUGAUUCAAAGAACAAUGCUAUUAAAGAUCUUCAGUAUGAACUAGCAAGAGUUAGCAAGGCGCAUAACGAUUUAAUUCGCACAUAUGAAGCCAAACUUACUUCUUUUGGAGUUCCUGUAGAAGAGCUUGGGUUUAAACCAAUGCAAAACAAUGUUGGACAACGACUUGGAAAAGGAGCUGCAGGGCUUGUUUCCCAACCUACAUAGUUGUUAUUAUUUAUUAUGCAAUUUUAUUUUUUUUAUUUCUAAAUUAUGUACAAACUAGAUUAAUUUUUUAAUUGUGUAUAUUUAUAAAUUAAUAGAAGAUAAAUUGAAAAUAAAA
Molecule: messenger RNA, 1708 nt
Organism: Hydra vulgaris (swiftwater hydra)
Lineage: Eukaryota; Metazoa; Cnidaria; Hydrozoa; Anthoathecata; Hydridae
Product: dynein regulatory complex subunit 4
Biological process (GO): cell motility
Cellular component (GO): microtubule; Golgi apparatus; motile cilium
Molecular function (GO): small GTPase binding; microtubule binding
Source: RefSeq, a predicted model, not a curated record